AUGGCUGAGCUGGAGAAGACCAUGCCGACCCCGGAGGCCGUCGGCGUCCCAACUCGCGACUCGAUCGAGAACCCGGAGAAGGCCGACGUCUUGCCGCAAGAAGACGUGAUCGUCGACCUCUUCUCGCCCCUGCCGCCGCUCGAGGGCGUCCCAGAGGAGCCCAUGCCUCUGACCGUGCGGGCCCUCGUCGUCGGGAUCAUUCUCGGAUCGCUGGUCAACGCGUCCAAUGUCUACCUGGGUCUCAAGACGGGCUUCACGUUUGGCGCGUCCAUGAUGGGUGCCGUCUUCGGCUUCGGGGCCAUCAAGAUCCUGCAGAAGAUCGCGCCCGGCGUCCCCUUCCUCGGGCUCGAGAAGUUCGGCCCGCAGGAGAACAGCAUCAUACAGGCCGCGGCCACUGGCGCCGGCGGCAUGACAGGCCUCUUUGUUGCUGCGCUCCCGGCCAUGUAUCGCCUGGGACUCCUCUCUGAAGACCCGCGCGAUGACUUCCGACGCAUUUUGACCCUUACGCUCGUCUGCUCGACUUUCGGCCUCUUCUUCGCGGUGCCGCUGCGCAAGUUCUUCAUCAUCAAUGUCUCGAGGGAGCUGCGCUUGAUCUUCCCGUCGCCCACCGCUACUGCCGUUGCGAUCCGUUCAAUGCAUGCUGUCGGCACGGGGGCCACUGAGGCCAUGAAGAAGAUCAAAGCGCUUGGCCUUGCCUUUGGUAUUGCCCUCGUCCAGCGCGUGGCAUCGUACUAUGCUACCGGCAUCCUGUAUGAUUGGCACGUCUUCACUUGGUUCUAUAUCUGGGGUAACUACAACAACUGGGCCAUCAAUAUUGAGAACUGGGGUUGGAUGAUCGAGUGGACACCUGCCUUCUUGGGGUCUGGUAUGCUCGUUGGUCUCAACACAGCUAUUAGCAUGUUUUCUGGCACAUUCCUCGCCUGGGGCUUCAUGGGCCCCAUCCUUGUCCACUAUGGAAUCUGCAUCGGCAAGGCGUACGAUGAGGAGGAUCCAAAGUGGGGCGGAUAUGUCUCAUUCUACUCCAUGUCCGGUAUCAACGACCCAGACUACAUCCCAUCCCCACGAUACUGGUUCCUGUGGCCGGGCGUAAUGGUGCUCGUAUGCUAUACAGGCACCGUGAACGAGCUCGUAGCCAGCCGGCGCCAGGCCCGUGGGGUUCCCUUCCUCGAGAGGCAGUCGCGCAACAAGGACGACAACCGCGGCCUGGUCGAGGACUUCGCGACGCCGGAGCAGCAGGUCAGCACGUGGGUGUGGAUGCUCGGCACCGUCGUCGUCGUGGUCAUGACCUGCAUCAUCGGCGAGCUCCACAUCCACGGCGCCGGCGUCACGGACAUCGCCCCGCUGACCGCCAGCGCCAAGGCCUCCCAGCUCGUCUUUGGCGGCAUCACCAGCGGGCAGGGGCUCGGCAUCAAGACCGCCCAGGCCACGAACCUCGUCGCCGGUGGUAUCGCGUCUGGUGCUGCGGAUAUGUCGGCUUCACUGGUCAGCGACUUCCGCGUGGGGUUCCUCCUCAGGACGCCGCCGAAUCUGCAGUUCUGGGCUCAGGGCCUUGGGACUGUUGUUGCUAUGUUCUUGGCACCAGGAAUCUUCGUUCUAUUCAUGGCUGCGUAUCCCUGCGUAUUGCAGCCCGACUUAUACGACCAUUGUCCAUUUUCCGCCCCAAGUGUGACUGCCUGGCAAGCUGUCGCAGAAGCAGUCACGAACCCCCAGGUGCCUAUCCCACUCAGCUCAGGUAUCUUCGCCCUUGUGCUGGGCGGCGUCUGUAUCGCACAGGUCGUCCUCAAGAACUUCUUCCUUGUCGGUACACGCGAGAAGUACCGCCAGUGGCUGCCCAACUGGAUGGCCAUUGGGGUUGCCUUCGUCAUCCCGCAGACGUACUACAGCACCGCGACGCUGAUGGGCGCCAUCGUGAGCCACUUCUGGCAGAAGAAGAAACCAGCCAGCUUUGAGAGAUACUGCUUUGCCGUUGCCGCGGGUUUGAUCGCUGGUGAGGGCCUGGGUGGUGUUAUUGGGGCUGCUCUGCAGCUGGGCGGUGUCUCUGGUGAUGUCUAUGGCACUAUGGUUGGCUGCCCCAUGGAUUCGUGCUAA
Diaporthe citri is the source of this 2088-nucleotide messenger RNA. RefSeq lists its product as uncharacterized. Gene Ontology annotation, cellular component: fungal-type vacuole membrane. The record is from RefSeq and is a predicted model, not a curated record. Lineage: Eukaryota; Fungi; Ascomycota; Sordariomycetes; Diaporthales; Diaporthaceae. The coding region runs from base 1 to 2088 and encodes 695 amino acids. Gene Ontology annotation, molecular function: oligopeptide transmembrane transporter activity. The transcript has 8 exons.